Molecule: messenger RNA, 1068 nt
Organism: Trypanosoma theileri
Lineage: Eukaryota; Euglenozoa; Kinetoplastea; Trypanosomatida; Trypanosomatidae
Product: putative alpha tubulin
Exons: 1
Biological process (GO): microtubule cytoskeleton organization; mitotic cell cycle
Cellular component (GO): cytoplasm; microtubule
Molecular function (GO): catalytic activity; structural constituent of cytoskeleton; GTP binding
Source: RefSeq, a predicted model, not a curated record
AUGCCGUCUGACAAGACCAUCGGCGUUGAGGACGAUGCAUUCAACACCUUCUUCUCUGAGACUGGUGCCGGCAAGCACGUUCCACGCGCUGUCUUCCUGGACCUGGAGCCGACGGUGGUGGAUGAGAUCCGCACGGGCACAUACCGCCAGCUGUUCCACCCCGAGCAGCUGAUCUCCGGCAAGGAGGACGCGGCAAACAACUACGCUCGCGGUCACUACACGAUUGGUAAAGAGAUCGUGGACCUGUGCCUCGACCGCAUCCGCAAGCUCGCGGACAACUGCACUGGUCUGCAGGGCUUCCUUGUGUACCACGCUGUGGGUGGUGGUACGGGUUCUGGUCUUGGUGCCCUCCUGCUGGAGCGCCUCUCUGUGGACUACGGCAAGAAGUCCAAGUUGGGUUACACAGUGUACCCGUCCCCACAGGUGUCGACGGCCGUGGUGGAGCCCUACAACUCGGUGCUCUCUACGCACUCGCUGCUUGAGCACACCGAUGUUGCGGCGAUGUUGGACAACGAGGCAAUUUAUGACCUCACCCGAACUCUGGCGCAGCCGGCCACCUCAACGUGGUGCCAGGGUCUAGUACUCUCUGCUGGAGAGGAAGCUAAGCGCCCGCUACCUACCCGCACUCUGUGGAGUGGUAGUAGACGCCUAGUUUUCAGGGCCGGCAGGGUAUAUGAUGGAGCCUUUUUCGGGCUACCCGCGUGGUGUACUUUUUUAGUAUGCUUUCUGAAUGCCAUCGGCGCUCACCUGCGCCAUCCUAAUCGACUACGUGCAAUAUCCAACGCACAGCGUCACACCUUAUUGUUAAGUGGUGAUAUUGAGCAGAACCCUGGCCCUAUUUCAGUACUCCAACUCAACGUUCAAUCACUCACGCCCACGAAACUUACUUCCCUACUAGCGAAGGGAGCAGAUAUUAUUAUUCUGCAAGAAAUUUGGAGAAACUCAAAGCAAAUUUCUGCUUUGAAAACGGACCCCUAUGUAGCGUAUGCGUAUACGCGCGAAUCUAGAGGUGGAGGAACCUUAAUUAUGGUUAAAAAGACACUAAAGUCACGCCGUGUGAACUUUCGC